This is a messenger RNA of Oldenlandia corymbosa var. corymbosa, 1224 nucleotides long. Lineage: Eukaryota; Viridiplantae; Streptophyta; Magnoliopsida; Gentianales; Rubiaceae. The record is from the annotation of a GenBank genome assembly.
AUGGGAAACAAGUCUUCGAAGAUCGGAGAAGUUGUUGCCCAGAAGUAUGGUGUCCCGUUGUACGGCGCCGGCUGGGUUCCGAAAUCUGCGGCGAAUUCCGUUCUUGAAUCCUCUCAAGAAGAUUCGACCGUUGCUCCUCCGUCGACCGCGCCUACGGUUCAGGACCACGUUGUAAUCGCCGGAGGCGGCGGUGAAGGCCACAGCGGCAUCCGGAAUGCUCUCCUCCUCGCGAAAUUCGACUUCGAGUCUAAUUCUCUUUCUGAUCAGCCGGUUGCAAGGUUGGAAACUGGACAAGAUUUACCGUAUCGGAUUGCUGUUCACCCGGGAGGCGAAGGCCUGAUUUGUUCCUUUCCUGAAUCUUGCCGAUGGUAUGAAUGGGGCGCAGCAAGGAAUGAUGAUGCUCGUUCAUUGAAUUUAAGAUCAUCUGAGAAAAGACUUACCCACUUGGAAGCUGUCGGCCAACAAUUAGCUUUAGCAUUUAACGGUGAAGGUUCAUUACUUGCAACUGGUGGUGAGGACGGUAAGUUGAGGGUUUUCAAGUGGCCAAGCAUGGAAAUUGUACUCAAUGAAGAUAAUGCAUAUACUUCUGUGAAGGAUUUGCAUUUCAGCCUGGAUGGGAAAUUUCUUGUCUCUGUCGGAAGUGGCCCUGCUAGGGUUUGGGAUUUGACCAGCUUAACUGCUGUAGCUUCAUUGCCCAAAGGAAAUGAUGAGAGGUUUUGCUAUUGCAAAUUUUCUGGGUCCAGUGAUGACAACCAGGUGCUCUACAUCAUUGCGAUGCAAAGUCAGGGUGGUUAUGUUUCGAAGUGGAGCACUAAUUCAUGGAAGAAGAUCAGUUCAAAUCGCGUUGUCAAAGAUGCUGUUUGUUCUUUCGAUGUUUCUCCUGAUGGAAACCUCUUAGCAUUAGGAACAAUCAAUGGGGACAUUCGAGUUAUAAGUUCAAAAAACUUGAAGGUGAACACUCUGGUGAAGAAAGCACAUCUUGGCCUUGUAACAGCGUUAUCCUUCUCACAUGAUUCGAGGUAUGUGGUCUCAGCAUCCAUGGAUUCAAGUACCAGGGUGACAAAAAUUAAGGAUGAGAAGAAAAGUGGUUUGAAAUGGUGGAUGGUUUUCCUGAUCAUAUUGUUGGCAGUAGCAGUAGCAUGUGUUGUCAAAAGCAAAGAUCUACUCCCAGAACUACUAGAUUUGGAGCAAUUUGCAAAGUUGAAGGCCGGAUUAUAUGAAUGA